AUGAUGCAGGAGAAGCGCCGCGUUGGGAAGAUCCAGAUGCGCAAGCUGCCCUGCGACCCGGUCCCGCACUACCUGCUGGACCGAAACGAACCAAGCGCCACCAAAGCCCUGGCGUCGUCUAUCAAGCAAAGGCGUAAUGAGAAGGUUGCCCGUUUAAACGUUACCCUACCCGAGGUUCGCGGCAUCUCUGAGGAUGAGAUGUUCAAGGUCGUCAUUACAGACAAGAAGACGCACUAG
Molecule: messenger RNA, 237 nt
Organism: Colletotrichum aenigma
Lineage: Eukaryota; Fungi; Ascomycota; Sordariomycetes; Glomerellales; Glomerellaceae
Gene: rbg-52
Product: Ribosome biogenesis protein nsa2
Exons: 2
Coding region: 1-237 (78 amino acids)
Biological process (GO): maturation of LSU-rRNA; maturation of 5.8S rRNA
Cellular component (GO): nucleolus; preribosome, large subunit precursor
Source: RefSeq, a predicted model, not a curated record